Volvox carteri f. nagariensis is the source of this 1748-nucleotide messenger RNA. RefSeq lists its product as uncharacterized. The coding region runs from base 18 to 989 and encodes 323 amino acids. The transcript has 6 exons. The record is from RefSeq and is a predicted model, not a curated record. Gene Ontology annotation, cellular component: cytoplasm; cytosol. NCBI's taxonomy places the organism in Eukaryota, Viridiplantae, Chlorophyta, Chlorophyceae, Chlamydomonadales, Volvocaceae. Gene Ontology annotation, molecular function: diaminopimelate epimerase activity.
CUGCAAUACUGCAGCUAAUGUCCUACAAAAUGCUUAACAAGCAUGCCCAUGUGGGCAGGGCGUUUGGCCGCAGUGUGGGCAAAGGUUCACGGGGGUCAUUCCGUGUUAUGGCGUCUGCUUCGCCAUUGAGUUUUUCCAAGUAUCAGGGCUUGGGGAACGAUUUCAUCUUGAUUGACAACCGGCACAGCAGUAAUCCAGUGGUCACUCCAGAGCAAGCUGUUAAGAUAUGUGACCGCAACUUUGGUGUCGGUGGCGACGGGGUGAUCUUUGCUCUCCCACCUGUGGGUGAUACGGACCUUACCAUGCGUAUCUUCAACUCGGAUGGUUCUGAGCCGGAGAUGUGCGGCAAUGGCAUCAGGUGUCUUGCCAAGUUUGUUGCGGACGUCGACAAGGCGGCGCCACGCAAAUACAAGAUUCAUACGCUUGCGGGACUUAUUCAGCCGGAGCUCCUUGCCGAUGGCCAAGUCCGUGUAGACAUGGGGGAGCCUAUCCUAGAGGGUGCCAAGGUCCCCACGACGCUGGCGCCAACCCAGGGCAGCACAGUUGUGCAACAAGAUUUAAUAGUUGACGGGAAAACUUACAAAGUUUCAUGCGUCAGCAUGGGCAACCCGCAUGCGGUCAUCUACAGCUGCGACGGUGACACGAUCAAGAUUGACGACCUUGAAAAGGACUUGGCGGUUUUGGGUCCCAAGUUUGAGCGCAACGCUGUGUUUCCAGCCCGGACAAACACCGAGUUUGUGGAGGUGGUCAACCGAUCCCAUGUUCGCAUGGUGGUCUGGGAGCGCGGCGCCGGACGAACGCUGGCUUGCGGCACGGGUGCCUGCGCUCUCGUUGUGGCAGGUAUCUUGGAAGGCCGAGUGGAUCGGGAGAAGACGUGCCGAGUGGACCUGCCCGGGGGGCCCCUUCAAAUUGAGUGGAAUACCGAGGACAACCAUAUCUACAUGACGGGUCCGGCUGAGCUGGUUUUCAACGGAGCACUUCGCGUUUAGUCGAACGGAAUAAAAGUUACUUUUUGAUGUCUUGUGUUGGGUUUACCUGUUGUGCAUGGCAGGACGAUGAUGUGUUCCGGGCGGAUCGCAGUUCCUUGCACGACAUGGCUUUUUUUUAUUUUUACUUGACAGGUGAUUCAUUUGGGAAAUGUGGCAUGUGUUUGAAGACCAGCGAAUGCUCUGCUAUAUGCAGAUAGUUCCUCCUGCGUUUCUAGACGUACGCCUAGCUGUCGACUUCGUUCACGGUCGAAUUUUGUUCAUUUAUUAGUCGAGCCACGAGCCAGACUCUACAAUUCGCCAUUGUCAUGUCGUAUGUCGGUUGGCGAUGGUGGUUGUGAUCUGGUGAUUUUUGCAGGGCUGGCUGUCCAUUCCUCGGACAGCUGGACGCUUUCCCUAGUAGCACACACUGUGGGUGUCUUGUCUACAUCAUGUGGCUUGUCGCAUAUGCAUGAACUUGCCCUGAGCGAACGUACUUAGUGUGAUGAAAUUCUGGAGGCUGACGAUGUACGGCGAAGAUGUCGAUAUUCAAGUGCCUAGUUAUCAAACAGCAAGGGACGUAGGAAAUGAAAUUCCACGUCUGAUUAAAAUGGCGUGAUUUACGGUUGUGAGAUGCGACCUAACAAUAUGGACAGCCUGGCUCUAAAUGCUCUACCGAGGGAAUCGUGAUUAUGUCUGCUGAACAGUUGUGCUGUUCAGUCAUACGACGUGGACGCUUUCGGAAUGCAAUGUGCGUACGGCCAUGUAAUAGACUGUGGUUCA